AUGGCUCCCAAGAAGAAGCUUGGAAAACAGCCUAAGCAGGAUGAAAACGACAGCUUUCCGGGCCUCAAAGGCCCCGGGGAACCUGCAUCCAAGACCCGCUACCAGGAACUGCAGGAGGAUGAGGUAAUGGCUCUGCAAGCCAUCUAUGGAGAGGACUUUAUACAACACAGCGCUGCACAUACUGCAUGGCAUAAAGCCGAGCCGUGCUUCGACAUCAGGAUCAAAGCUUCAUCAGAUCACGAAGUUGCCGUGACCCUGGGUGUCGUUCUCGUUGCCACAUACCCAAAGUCGCCUCCACUGCUGAAUAUCAAAGACGAGGGUGAUUUGAGAGAAUCAACCAAGUUCAAGAUUCAAAAGUUCGUCGAGACACAGCCGAGAGUAUGGGCCAAUGAGGAACAGGAGAUGAUUGACCGCAUUGUUGAGGGCAUUCGCGACAUUUUGGAAGAUGCCGCUAUCAAGAAAGCCCAGGGACAGGAGCUUCCUUCUCUAGAGGAAGAGAGAGCUGCCCACGAGGCUGAGCUGGCGAAGCAAGCGAGGGACGAGAAGGAGCUGGAGGAACGCAAAAGACUUGAGGAGAGCAAGGAAGAGGAGCGCGUCCUUGGCGAUAUGGUACAGGAGGAGCUCAGGCGGCAGAGGAGCAGGGCGAAAGAGUCGAGGAAAAAGAAUCGAACCCAGCGAUUAUCGCCUGACCGUCUCGCGGAGGACCCUGCCGAAACCGACGUCGCCCUGGUUCUUGACCAACCGUGCAAGCUGACCGACGCAUCGGGAAAUGCACUGUAUUUUCAGACCGUCACUGGGAGGACGGUUUACCGGGAGGGUCCGGUAACCACUGUUUACAAGGUCAAACCAGUUCUCCCCGUCAGAAACGCGCGUCCAAGCCUGGCCCUCAAGCAGGUGGAGCUGAAGUACCAUGGCAAGGACUCAGUCCAAUUAAAGAAGCAGCUCCAGUCGUUGGAGCUGCAGCUCGAGUCACUCAAGAAGCUGCGGCAUCAGAAUCUCCUCGAGCUCUUUGACUUCAAGAUCGACCGCUCCGUCAGCGAGACCGACUCGUCCUCUCCAGCCCUCUGGACUAUCAGCGUUCUAACCGCCCUCAGCGACAAGGGCCCGCUCGACGAACUACUAGAUCUCGCUGGUCACAUCGACAUCAGCAAAGCCAAGAUAUGGACAACGGACUUACUCGAUGCCUUAGCCUUCUUACAUAAUAACGGAAUAGUGCACCAGGACGUUCAUCCCGGAAAUAUCCUUCUCUGCAGGGAACCGGCUGGGGAUGUUGUACCAAAGCUAGCUGACGCAGGGUAUCAGAGAGAGCUGCAUAACAUGAACACCAAAGUGGUAACCUUAACCACGACGAGAGCAGCCAAAUCAGCCUACUGGUUCCCGCCGGAGAUCGCCGGAGUCUCCAAGCCCCAAUACACCCAGAAGACGGACGUUUGGGACUUUGGAAUCGUCGUUCUUCAGAUGCUUUUUGGCCUGAACGUGCCGGAGAAAUACCAAUCUCCAUCGGCGUUGAUGGAAUCGCUCUCGCUUUCGGGCCCGCUCGAGGAACUGGUUGCCAAGUUCUUCAAGUCGGAUCCCAAGAAACGUCCCCGGGCAUUUGAGCUAUGCUCGAGUGAGUUCUUAGCAACCAACGCGCCCAUCUUGGCCGAAGACGACUCUGCCGUUAUCGGUGGUCCAAUGAUGCCUCUUCCUCUGGGCCUACCUCGGAGGCAGCGUCAUGACUCGAUGAAUCGCACCGCCGUGGCUUCGAGAUACUUGCAGGAUUAUGUUGAAGAGGCUAGGCUGGGCAAAGGCGGUUUUGGAGAGGUUGUCAGGGCCCGCAAGAUGAUUGAUGGUCGGCUCUACGCGAUCAAGAAGAUCACACAACGGUCCCAGGAGACGCUGUCCGAAAUACUCAAGGAAGUGAGGCUACUUUCCCAGAUGAAUCACCCUGCGGUAGUUCGAUAUUACAAUACGUGGCUUGAGGAAGUCCCCGACUACUCCGAUACGGAUGGGGAUACGUCAACUGAGGGACCGGAAGCAUCCAAGGGCACAGUAUCCCGCAGCAUUAACAUCGAGUUUACGGAGAGCAAGAGCAGAGGCCUGGAUUUCAUGUCGUCGAGCGGUCAUCCAUAUAUCGAGUUUGGAUAUGGUUCUGCCAUUGACGACGACGAUGACGACGACGACGAUGAUGAUGACGAAGAUGAGGAUGAGGAUGAAGAAGAUGUUUCAUCCUCGGAUGAGGACACAUCGACCUUGAACAGCAAGGCCCCGAAAGACCAGCUCGUGGUGCCGGGUUCGCGGGUGAGGAGAGGGAGCGGUCGCCCAUAUCGGACUAUCAUGUACAUCUCUAUGGAGUACUGCGAGAAGCGGGAGUCCCAGGAGGUCUGGCGCCUCUUUCGCCAGAUUCUCGAGGGCCUUGUCCAUAUCCACAGCCUCAACAUUGUCCACCGGGACCUUAAGCCUGAGAACAUUUUCAUCAGCGCAGGCCCGGACGGGGUUGAAAAUGUGAAGAUCGGAGAUUUUGGCCUGGCCACUAGCGGCCAGAUACCAAUGGACAAGACUGCUUCUAACGCCGAUGCAAGCGAUAUGACCCGGAGCAUUGGCACUGCUGUUUACGUCGCUCCUGAGGUGAGAACCGGGGGCAGUGGAUCCUACACCGCGAAGGUGGAUAUGUAUUCACUAGGGGUCAUCUUCUUUGAAAUGUCGUAUCCCCCAAUGCUCGGCAUGCAGCGCGCACUGGUCCUCGAGCAGGUGCGGAGAAACCCGCCAGCUCUACCAUCGGAUUUCAAGCCUGCCAACAAGAAUCACACGGAAGUCUUGCUGUCUCUUUUGACUCAUAAUCCGAAAGAUCGGCCCUCUAGCGUAGAGUUGCUCAAGAGCGGAAAGAUGCCGGUCCAGAUGGAGAGCGAGGCGAUACGCCGUGCCAUUGCCGGGGUGGCCGACCCGAACUCGCCGUAUUUCCAGAAGAUGCUCGAGACUCUGUUUUCUCGUCAGGUCGAACAGGUCAAGGACUACGCGUGGGACAUGUCUUCGUCCAUCCCUAGCCCUGCUGAUCUGAUGCGGCGUUUCAUCGUCAAGGACGUCUUGAUCUCGAUUUUUCGGAGACAUGGUGCAGUCGAGGCCCCCACGGCAUCGCUGUAUCCCCGAUCGCCGCACUACGGGCCGAAUGCUGUCCACCUGCUCGAUAAGAACGGCACAGUUCUCCAGCUCCCGUUCGAUCUGGUCAUGGGCCAUGCUCGCUCCCUCGCCAGGGUUACGAACUGCACGGUACCACAGCGCUCCUAUUCGUUUGGGAACAUCUUUCGAGAUCGCCAUGACGGCGGACAACCGGACGUUUACGGGGAAGUCGAUUUUGAUAUCGUCACCACGGACGCCUUGGACCUUGCUUUGAAAGAGGCCGAGGUUAUCAAGGUCUUAGAUGAGAUUGUUGCCGCUUUUCCGACCACGUCUUCGACACCGGUAUGCUUCCACCUCGGCCACUCGGACCUUUUGCACUUGAUAUUCGAGUUCUGCGGAGUGGAGGUUGGCGCAAGGCGCGCUGCUGCCGAGGUUUUGAGCAAGUUGAAUAUCCGCAACUUCACGUGGCAGAAGGUUCGUAGUGAGCUUCGGUCGCCCCUGGUAGGCAUGUCCGCCACCAGCGUUGAUGAGCUACAGAGAUUCGAUUUCAGAGACACGCCCAGUAAGGCUAUUUCCAAGCUGAGGCUUCUCUUUGACGGAACUGAGUACAGCGAGAAAGUUUCGUCCACUCUGGCUCAUCUGAGAGAAGUGUACGAAUACACAAAGAAAUUCGGGGUGACCAGCAAGGUCUACAUCGCUCCCCUCAGCAGCAUCAACGAAGCCUUUUUCCGCGGUGGUAUUCUUUUUGCUUGUCUGUACGACAAGAAGGUUAAAGAUGUGUUUGCCGCCGGCGGUCGCUAUGACGGUUUGAUUAAGGAGCACCGUCCCAAGAUCGGGAGCCGCUUUGAGGAGCGGCAUGCGGUCGGCUUCAGUCUCAACUGGGAGAAGCAGCUGGCGAAGCCAGUACCCAAGACCACGGGCAAGGCUUUUCUAAAGAAGACGGUGGACGAGGAGAACCAUGGCAUCUUCAGCGCAAAACGAGACAACCAGCUCAAGAUCAAGAAUAUGGCCCGCAAAGACGCGCCCGACGCGGAUAUUGCGGCCAAAGAGCUCCUCAACUGGCUUAAAUCUGAGAUCCGCGACCGUGAAUCUCGGUCGGGAAUGCGGCUCCGCAGCACCGCCGGCAUGCCGCACUCCGACUGGACCGGCGCUCUUCCGACCUCGGCUACGACUGAGCACAACAAUCAGCAAGAAGUGCACGUGCUUGUAGCACAGACUAAAUCCAAGAAGUUCAACCGGCGCGCCGUCGUCGAGCAGGCGCACGCGAGCGCGGCGCGCCUGGUGCAGACCUUUCUCGAGGGGCCAAUAGCGGCCAUCGAGACGUCGGACGCAGUGGUAGACCUCAUCCGGGGUACCAGCCUGUCGGACCCGGAAAGCUGGCGGCGCGUGGAGCACGGCGUGGGGACCGCUGAGAAGAAGUACGUGCGUGAGAUCCAUGACAUGCUCAAGCAGUGGCGUUGGGAGUGGGAGACCCGCAAGGAAGGGAGCGCUCCUAAUGCGUUUGUGUAUAACUUCCGCACGGGUAAGUGUGUCUACUACGACCUGGGGGCUUAG
Messenger RNA from Thermothelomyces thermophilus ATCC 42464, 4650 nucleotides. RefSeq lists its product as uncharacterized. Gene Ontology annotation, biological process: DNA damage checkpoint signaling; regulation of translational initiation by eIF2 alpha phosphorylation. Gene Ontology annotation, molecular function: eukaryotic translation initiation factor 2alpha kinase activity; ATP binding; protein binding. The coding region runs from base 1 to 4650 and encodes 1549 amino acids. The transcript has 6 exons. The record is from RefSeq and is a predicted model, not a curated record. NCBI's taxonomy places the organism in Eukaryota, Fungi, Ascomycota, Sordariomycetes, Sordariales, Chaetomiaceae.